AUGUUUUAUGGAAAAGUAAUAAAAGCAGGUGAAACAAUAAUCCCUGAAGUUAAAGAUGGAUAUUCCGUCAUUCAUAUAUCAAGAGCUUGUUUAAAUAAUCCUAAGGAAGAUGGCAAGGUUUAUGUUCAAGUAGAAGAUAGUAAAGGAUGCUACAAUAUAUGUUGCUUACAAAAAAAUGUUUGUGAAGACACUUCAUUAGAUAUAUUUUUGAUGUUAGAUACUGAUGUAAAAAUUAAAACAAGUGGAAGCAAAAAUGAUGUUCAUAUUGUUGGUUAUUAUGAAGUAUCAUUUGGACAAGAUAAUAUGGAUGAAGAUGAGGAUGAAUUUGAAGAUGAAGAUGAAUAUGAAAAUGAAGAAGUUAGAAUGUUAACAAAAAAAAAUACAUUGAAGAAUUCUUUAUCUAAUGGAAAUGCUAAAAAAAAAAAAGAUGUUGAAGAUAAUGAAGACGAUGAAACAAAUGUAGGAAAAAAUGAUGAAGAUGAUGAUGACGAUGAAGAAGAUGAAGAUGAAAAAGAUAAAGAUGAUGAAGAUGAAGAUGAAGAUGACGAUGAUGAUGAUGAUGAUGAUGAUGAAGAUGGUGAUGAUAAAGACGAUGAUGAAGAUGAUGAAGAUGAAGAUGAAGAAGAUGAUGAAGAUGAAGAUGAUGAUGAAGCAGAAGAUGCUGAAGAAAAAGAAGAUGAAGAUGACGAUGGGGAUGAAGAAGAGGUAACAAAAAGCAAAGGUGAUAAAAAAAAAAAUGAACAAAAAAAAAGUGGAGGUAAUAAAAAUAAAAGAGCUUUAGAUAAUAAAAAUGAAGGUCCUUCAAAAAAGUCAAAAUUAGAUGAUGAGAGCCAAUAUGAAAAAGAUCUUGUAGCAUUUUUAAAAAAAAAUGGAAAGAGCAAAUUAACUGAAUUAGGAAAAGUAAAAAGACCUGAAAGUGUUAAGGUUAAAUUAGGAUUUUUUAUCAAAAAACGAACAAAUGUUUUUAAAUUUGAUAAAGAUGGACAAACAGUAUCAUUAAAAUAA
Messenger RNA from Plasmodium gallinaceum, 1005 nucleotides. RefSeq names its product conserved Plasmodium protein, unknown function. Bases 1 to 1005 code for a protein of 334 amino acids. The transcript has 2 exons. The record is from RefSeq and is a predicted model, not a curated record. Lineage: Eukaryota; Apicomplexa; Aconoidasida; Haemosporida; Plasmodiidae.